Blepharisma stoltei is the source of this 573-nucleotide messenger RNA. The record is from the annotation of a GenBank genome assembly. Lineage: Eukaryota; Ciliophora; Heterotrichea; Heterotrichida; Blepharismidae.
AUGGGCGAGGAACCAGUUCUGGAUUUUUCACAUUUCCAUAUAAAUCCUAAUGAUGUUCAAGAAGCUAUGAAAUCAUUUAGGUGGUUUCACAGUAGAAGAACAGGACUAUUAAAAAGAGAAGAUGUCCCAAAAGCGUAUGAAAGCUUAGGUCUCAAACUUUCUCAGCAAGAAAUUAACGCAAUGAUCGAUAAAAUUAAAAAACCAGGAGAAGGGGAGGAGGCGAGGCCUGAUUUAUCGUUGCCUGAGUAUUUAAAUAUAUUGAGUUAUAAUAAAUAUUAUUUUUACACCCUAAUUUUUUAUAAAAAAACUAUUUGAUGCUUAUGGUAUAUUACUUUACAAAAAAUCCACCAAAUGAAUAUGCAAGAUGACCUUAUGGCGCUUUUCCAUCUCUAUGAUCUAGAUAGAAAAGGAUUUUUAAGCAGGGAAGAAAUACAGUUUCUUGCUUUGAAGCUGCUUUCAGAUUUAGGCUUAAAUAGUGAUCUUGUGAAUAAGCUUGUAGAUAGGUCUGACAGAAAUUCAGAAGGACUGGUAGAUUAUAAAACCUUUGUGAUUUUAUUAGUGCAGGAGCUAUAA